CUCAGGGCCCUUGAGGAACGGGAGGUUGGAAAAUAAUAUCCAGAAUACCUCGGAGAGAUGACUUGUCUCACCACUCUUGAGCAUCUUUCUCUAUAAAGACUGCAUCUUGCGCCAGCUUUCCAGAUAUUUCACCAUCAUCACUCAGCAUCUAAACGACCCCUCACAACUCUUUUCAAUCUUUCCAGUCCAACCUUUCAAUACCGCAAACAUGCAGUUCUACACCAUCGUCUCUCUAUUCCUCGCUGGCACCGCCUACGCCCUGCCGGCUACCUCCGCCAACGGCUAUGAGGCUUGCCCCAGCGGCGGUCUCUUCGGCAACCCCCAGUGCUGUAGUCUCAACCUCGUCGGAGUCCUCUCUGGUGACUGCCGCGCUCCUACCAAGACUCCCAACAGCGCCAAGGAAUUUCAGGCUAUCUGCGCCGAGUCUGGCCAGAAGGCCCGCUGCUGUGGCCUCUCUGAGAUUCUUGAGCUCGGUGCUUUCUGCCAGAAGCCUGUUGGUGUUUCUGCUUAGGCCCUUUAUGGGCUUGUCACUUGCUUUCCGGGGUGGGGUGGUUUGAAGUUGUCGGCGCGUGUACUAAUAUUUGUGGAGGAUACUGAAAACUGCAAGUAACAGUGGACUCUACUCUAGAUCGGUCGCAUGAUUAGGUAGCAAUUCAAGGUUCCUGGUUAUCUUUGCAAUAUGAUGUCUGCUC
Messenger RNA from Fusarium odoratissimum NRRL 54006, 692 nucleotides. RefSeq lists its product as uncharacterized. The record is from RefSeq and is a predicted model, not a curated record. The coding region runs from base 209 to 511 and encodes 100 amino acids. Gene Ontology annotation, cellular component: extracellular region. The transcript is spliced from 3 exons. Lineage: Eukaryota; Fungi; Ascomycota; Sordariomycetes; Hypocreales; Nectriaceae.